Molecule: messenger RNA, 1233 nt
Organism: Myodes glareolus (Bank vole)
Lineage: Eukaryota; Metazoa; Chordata; Mammalia; Rodentia; Cricetidae
Source: RefSeq, a predicted model, not a curated record
GAGCUGCAUCCCAGGCAACAUGAAGGCACUCCUCAUUCUGGGGUUCCUCUUGCUUUCUGUCAGUGUUCAGGCCAAGGUCUAUGAACGCUGUGAGUUUUCCAAAAUUCUGAAAAGAAAUGGAAUGGAUGGCUACAGGGGAGUCAGCCUGGCAGACUGGGUAUGUUUGGCUCAGCAUGAGAGUAACUUUAACACUCGAGCUACAAACUACAACCCUGGAGGUCAAAGCACCGACUAUGGGAUAUUUCAGAUCAAUAGCCGAUACUGGUGCAAUGAUGGCAAAACCCCAAGAGCGGUGAACUACUGUGGGAUAUCCUGCAGCGUUUUGCUCCAGGAUGACAUCACUCAAGCCAUCAAAUGUGCAAAGAGGAUUGUGAGUCAACAAGGCGUUAAAGCUUGGGUGGCAUGGAGAAACCGCUGUCAUAACCGAGAUCUCACCCAGUACAUUCGGAACUGCGGAGUCUAACCACUGUGUGUUUCCACUUCAGCUCAUUCUGUCUCUUUCUCGCUCUAGAAGUAGUCAUGGGAAAGGUCACACUUCUUUGGUUUCCCCUCAAGCAAGCAUGUUUUAAACAGAAAAGGCAGCCGUAAAAUGGAGACUGUUUCUAAGAGGAUUAAUGCUGACUCAUGUGUUCACUGUUUGAAGCAAAGCCUCCAUUUUUCGAUUAGCCAAUGCAGUGGAUGCUGGUGACAGCGGUCUAACACUUCAGUUGCCACACACAUCUCUAUACCUCCGUUAUCUACCUGUGAAUUAAUUCAUAUUUAGUUUCAUCAGAAUUAAUCUUCAUCUCCUCCUUGUUUGAUGGAGCUAUAACAGAUAUUUAAGUGUCUAGUAGAUCUCGAGUAAAAUGACAGCUGUGUGAGUUCCAGCAACCAGACAGGUAGAACAGACACUAUGUGGGGCAAGGUGGGUUUUUAAGGAAACAGAACUCUUGAGUGAAUAGAAAUGAGAGUAAGUCAACUCAGAAACCUGUUGUCAUGAAAUGUGUGACCUAAAAAAAAGUAUUGCUUAGAAUUGUCUCAUUUACACUGCUUAAAAUAUAAAUUCUCAACUCACAUGUCUGUUUCAUCCCUUGAGAGAAUGUUCCCAUCCUCUUGCUGAUCAUGAGGUAUUCAGGACAGAUUAGUGUCUGUGCUAGCCCUUAACUUUCUUCAAGUAGCUUUAUGCAUAUUAACUAACUCUGAGACAGAUGAACUUGUAUCAGCAAAACUAAGAAAUUGUAAAAAAAAAACAAA